AUGAAUAACCGAUUACUUGAUGAUGAUCAUGACGAUGAUAAUGAUUCACUCCUUACACCUGGAUUAAAUCAACAACAACAACAACAACAAGCCUUCAACUCCAAUACAACACAAGCCUCUAAAACAAAUAAGAAAUGGUGGAAUUUAAAAAAGGAUCGUAAAUCACACGUCGUUUGUUGGAUGAUGAUUUUAGGAUCUGGAUUAUUAUUGACUUCUAUUGGUAUCGUUUCAAUGGUUUUAUUAGUCAUUUACUCUCCAACUCCAAAGGAAAUUUUGAAUGGUACAAGUCCAAUUAGUGAAAAACAAUGGAAAGAAAUAGUAUUAGAAACAUUUGGAGUAGUGAGUGGAUUUGUUAUUGCAAGUCAAGCUCAAAGAGAAGUUGGUACUAAAUCAACUUCAGUGAUUGCUGUAUUGAAGAAUAUUAAUUUUGUAACAAAAUUAAGAACUGCCUCUAUUACAUUAUAUCCAAUUUAUCCAUCAACAUUGAAUCCAUCUGUUACAAUACCAUAUAAUGAAAGUAUGAGAAUUGUUGGAUAUAAAUCAUCUAAUACUAUUUCAUUCACAGUUACAAGUUUAACAAUUAUUGGUGAAGUAUUGGAUAAAUUAAUUGAAUUGGGUGUAACACAAAUAUCAAGUAUUAAUAUGCAAGCAAAUGAAACAGCUGUUAAUAAUGCACGUGAACAAGCUCUUUCAUUGGCUGUACAAGAUGCUAAAUCUAAAAUUGAAAAAGUUGUUGCAACAUUGAAUCCUGAUUUAACCAUUGAAACUAUUAGAAGUAGAAUGUAUACCUAUGAUGUUAAUAUUGAUAGUGUUAAUAGACCAAUUCCAAUCGCAUUCCCUUAUUUUGCUCAAGGUGCUUCAUAUAGAAUGGAUGCUGCUCAAUCACAAUCUGUUCCAGUAGUAGGUGGUGAUCAGACUAUUGAUUCAUAUGUUACUGUAAAGAUGGUUUUUAGACAACAACAACAACAAUAG
Naegleria gruberi is the source of this 972-nucleotide messenger RNA. RefSeq lists its product as uncharacterized. Gene Ontology annotation, cellular component: external side of plasma membrane. The record is from RefSeq and is a predicted model, not a curated record. The coding region runs from base 1 to 972 and encodes 323 amino acids. Gene Ontology annotation, biological process: DNA damage response. The transcript is spliced from 4 exons. NCBI's taxonomy places the organism in Eukaryota, Heterolobosea, Eutetramitea, Acrasida, Naegleriidae.